Messenger RNA from Yamadazyma tenuis ATCC 10573, 1854 nucleotides. RefSeq lists its product as uncharacterized. Lineage: Eukaryota; Fungi; Ascomycota; Pichiomycetes; Serinales; Debaryomycetaceae. Gene Ontology annotation, molecular function: mRNA binding. Gene Ontology annotation, biological process: mRNA splice site recognition. Gene Ontology annotation, cellular component: cytosol. The record is from RefSeq and is a predicted model, not a curated record.
AUGUCUUAUCCUCCUUCAAAAGAAGACGUCUCUUUGAAACUCCCCGUCAAUUUGACCACCACCACAAACACUGCUAGUCAGCAGCAUCAACAAGAACAGGAGUUGUUGGCUAACUUUGCCAUUCCGAAUCCUCCUAUCACGUCUGCAACUCCACUGAAUGAGACCCUGGCGCCUAAAGAAGGCGGUAGUGUUUCUGACGACAAUGUGUCUGUCUCGUCUCCCCACGGCACUCCUCGAACCCUCUGGAUGGGUGAUUUAGACCCUUGGCUUGAUGAGCUUGGAAUUGAACACUUGUGGUGGCAGAUUCUCCGCAAAAAGGUGAGCAUUAAAUUGAUCCGUCCUAAAAUCCCCAAACAGGAUAUGGGUUAUAACAUGUACAGUGGUGGCUUGUCGCAUUCAGGCUACUGUUUCAUUGAGUUUGAAACGUUUGAAGAUGCCAAAUACGCCUUGAGUCUUAAUGGUCAGUUGUUACCCGAUGUAGCGAUUCCGCUGCAAACACAGUUUCCUAACAAUCCAGACAAUCAGAAAAAGUAUUUCCGGCUUAAUUGGGCCAGUGGGGCCACCUUAUCUGCCCCAAUUGUACAGAGCCCUGAGUACAGUUUGUUUGUGGGAGACUUAUCGGCAUCUACAACCGAAGCCCAUUUGUUGGCAUUCUUCCAGAAGUCGUUCCCCAGGUCUGUCAAGACUGUGCGAGUUAUGACUGAUCCAGUAAAUGGGAAGUCCCGUUGUUUCGGGUUUGUUAGAUUCACAGAUGAACUGGAACGACAGCGGGCAUUACAUGAAAUGAACGGAGUCUGGUUUGGAGGCCGUCCUUUGAGAGUGGCUUUGGCCACCCCUCGUUAUAAUAAAAAGUCGUUUGAUAAACCUCCUCCGCAAGAGAUGAUGUACAUGACGCCGUUUGGAUUCUAUGGCACCAGCCCACUUCCUCCUCCAGGAAGUGGACCAGGAGUUCCUAUGGCACAUCUUGAUGAAGAUGCUCCGUCAAGUGACUCGGCGUCUCUUGGAGCCUCUGGUCCUUCGAGUCCUGGCAUGUUUGCACAAGGCCCUGCCCAAGGUCAACUCACACAAGCUCCACCAAUGGGAAUGCCCAUCAACGGGUUUAAUUCUCCCAUGAUGGGACCUCCACGAACCCCAAUUCUCAACAACCAACACGGGCAACCGUACAACGAUCCUACCAACACCACGGUUUUUGUGGGUGGACUUUCACUGGAGGUUUCUGAGCAAACGUUGUUUGCACUCUUCCAGCCAUUCGGCGUGGUACAACAAAUCAAAAUCCCUCCCGGUAAGAACUGUGGGUUCGUCAAAUACAGUACCAGAGAAGAAGCCGAAGACGCCAUUGCGUCCAUGCAAGGAUACAUUAUUGGUGGGAACCGAGUAAGAUUGAGUUGGGGCCGCGUAAGUGUUAACAAUAAGAAGUUCCAACACCAACAACAGCAAGUUGCCCAAGCGGCCCAAAUGCAAGCUGCUGCUGCCUUGUCUAUGGGAUACGAUCCUGCCAGUGCCAUUGCGGCCGCUGCGGCCGCUGCUGCUGCUGGAGGAUAUCCUCAUCCUCCACCGCCAGGAAUACCACCGGGAGCACCUCCCGCUCCCCCUGGUAUGCCACCUCAUGUGAUACCUCACCAUCAAAUGCCUCCUCGGCCAAUGGGAAUGCCUCUUGUUCCAGGUGCUUCUCCAGGAGUGGUUCACUCGCCUCAUCAAAUGUUUCCUCCAGCAUUUCAAUUGGCAUCUCCACCGGGACCAGAAGAGUAUCCAGAUGACAACGAGCUGAGCUAUGACCAACCACAGGAGUAUAAUAUCAUCCAGGCAAUGGAGUCGGUUACCUUGAAGGAUGAUGAGAAGACUCAAACAAAGUAG